AAUAAAGUGGUUCAAUUAUGCAACUUUAGUCUAUAUAUUUAUUUAUUUUUCUAUGUUUCAAAAACCAAACCAUGGGCUUAGUAGUAAUAUUAACUACUCCAUCAAACAUAAAUUUUGAAGCUUCAUAAAGAGCCCUUCUUUAGAGCUCAAAUCAAAAAAAUAAAAAUAAAUAAUCAAUCUCCCAAUUUAGCUAAAAAGCCAUGUUGGGCAAGAAAUCGAGACCGGUGAUUGGAAUACUCACCGGAUCUUUGAUCUCCGGCAAUAAAGCCGGGGUAGCGGAGGUCGCCGCUAGCCCAAUUACUCACCGACUCGAUUCCAAGGCUCAAUCUCCGAAAGGGCUUAGAAGUUUCGAUUUCGGGGCGGUGGGGCUAGGCAUAGUGGCGGCCCUCGAAAAAUCCAGCGACUGCCGGAUCGAAACUCCGGCGAACAAGGCGCUGUUCAGCCGGAAUUUGAGCCUAUCGAACCCAAUUCCGAUCGCGACGCCGAAGAGUUCGACGAGAAACAACGAGAGCUUUGAGGAGAUGGAGAGAGAGAGUAUGGACGAGGAAGAGUACACUAUAGUGACGUGUCACGUUCCGAACAAGUCCUACACUAAGGUGUAUUGCGAUAGCCGAAGAGGCGAUGAUAGGAGCCCUUUCCGGAUACAGAAAAGCACCGCCGCUAAGAGCAGCGUCUUCCACAUAUCUCCGGUGAGAUCCGGCGAGGUCGCCGGAGCUCCGGCCACGGAUUUUUUGAGCUCGUGUGAUAUGUGCCGGAAGAAGCUUCAAGGCGAGGACAUAUACAUGUACAGAGGAGAGAAAGCAUUCUGCAGCACAGAGUGCAGAUACAGGCAAAUAGUUAUGGAUGAGAGGAAAGACAAGUGCGGCAGCUCCGCCGUAGAUGUUUCCGGAUCGCCGUACAGUAACGGCCAGUUUUUCACCACCGGAAUUCUCGCUAUUUAGUUUUUUUUUUUUUUUU
This is a messenger RNA of Erythranthe guttata (spotted monkey flower), 957 nucleotides long. RefSeq lists its product as hypothetical. The record is from RefSeq and is a predicted model, not a curated record. NCBI's taxonomy places the organism in Eukaryota, Viridiplantae, Streptophyta, Magnoliopsida, Lamiales, Phrymaceae.